AUGUCCACGUUCAGCGCCACUGCUUUCGGCAGCAACAUCGCCGACCUAUAUCUGCCAUUCGACCGAGGCAUGAGCGCUGCCAUCGACGACACGGUGGGCGCCGUGCAGAAGUUGUCUCCUGUCGCGGGACGCAUCCUCGACCUAGGCUCAGGCCCUGGGGAGCCCGGGUGCACGUUGGCCGCGGCUCUGCCGCGCGCGCAGGUCAUCUGCAGCGACGUGGCUGAGGCGAUGGUGGACAUGGCCAGGGAGCGCGCGCAGGCCAAGGGCUUGGCCAACGUCUCUACGAUGGUCCUCGACAUCACAGAUCAGAGCGCGAUUCCCUCCGCUUCGCAAGACGUCGUGACUGCCAAUUUCGCCUUGAUGUCCACCGCCGACUUGUCGGCGGCGCUGCGAGAGGUGCACCGCGUGCUCAAGCCGGGUGGCUUCUUCGUCGGCACGGUUUGGCAGAUGUUUUCGGUGCCGGUCCUCGCGAACGACGUCAUGACGGAGCUCCUCGGUGAGCCGCCGCAGCCACCUGCGGUUGACCCCAUGCGGCCGGCUAUCGUCGACCCCGCGCUCCUGGACGCUCAGUUCGCAGCGGCCGCGCUGCACCCCGUGGACGGCCACAACACUCUGGGCGAGAUCACGUUCGAUCUCGGCGCGCUGGCCGACGGCGCCGCGUGGAAGAGCGCCCUGCUCUCGCACUUGGCCAGGCUCGAGGGAAUGGAGGCGAGCGGAGGCGCCAGCCAAGAGCAGGCGAGGGCCGCCGUCGAGAGGAUGGGCAACGAGGCGGCCUCUGCUGCGAAACCGGGACCACGCAAAGAACUGCUGGCAGCACAGCGCGCGAUCUCCACGAAGCCGAACCGGGAGGCGGUCGUGCUCAAGGAUGCGAGGACGUUGGACACCAGAUUCUCGAAGCCCCCGCUCAUCCCCGCCCAGAGCAGUUCCGACGCGGCCGCGGCCCGGGAGGCGCCAUCGGAGGAGCGCUGUUGCGGCUGGCCCGGCGGAGGCGAUGCCUGGCGCCGCGAGGCCCAGAGCUGCAGCGCCCUGGCAGAGCCGGAGCAGCCCCAGGGCUCUGGCGCGGGAGGGGUCGCUGCGCUCACCCGGAGUCGGGAAGGCAUCGACGGGCACGGCUCGCAGGGCGCCGCGGGUGACACCCAGUCCGACAAGCAGCCAGCAGCCCAUGGGGGACGGAGCCGCAGCCAGCACGACCUCUUGGGCGACUCCAGACUGGCGGACUUCAGGCUGGGACUGGCGACCAGACUGGAGUUGGAGAGCGCGGUCAUGGAGCGAGCCCAGAACGAAGCCAAGCUUGACUUUGCCAUCAAGAAGGGCGAGGGCCUCACUGAUUUCACGGUAAGACGGGACUAUCAGCUAGCGACGGCCGAGAGAAUCGCAGGGCUGGUGUUGCCCGACUCCGUGCAGGCCAGGAGUGCGAUUUGGGAGCUGGACGUGUCCGAGCAUGGUUCCCUUCCGAAGACGACGACUGCGACGAGAUCGAAUUCAAGUUGCAUGACCGCAUCGAGCCCGAAGCCGGGUUUCGUAGACUACGCGGAGGGCCAGGAGGCCCUUGACGAGAAUGACGACGGAGGUCCGUGCACGGACAGAUAUGGGACCGAGUACAACGAGGUGGACAUCUGGUCCGCUGGGGUGCUGCUGUACAUCGUGCUGACUGGGAGGCCUCCGUGGAAGUACACGCGCGCCGACGGAUUGCGACCACUGCGGAGGUCCUUCACCAUGCACGACAAGUUGGCCGCGGCUUUCAGUGGCGAGGACGGGGAGACAUCGCCGCGGCGCCAGUCCUCGCCGUGGCGCUGCUCAAGCAGCUGCUGGUCGCGGACCCCAUCCAGCGGACCACCGCCCUGGACGCAGGUGGUCACGAGUGGCUGUCCAGCGCCUCGCGGAGCGACAGGGGCAUCGACUGGCAGGCCGGCCCGACCAUCCAGGUGGAGCGCAGCUUGUACGCGUCCGUCCACCAGGGCGUCGCCGCCACGCCGACGGCGAGGCUGGGCAUCACCAUGGACGGCGUGCCAGACGAGGAGGACGAAGACGAGCUGGAGGACACCAACGAGCGCAGCGACUUCUUCAUGA
Prorocentrum cordatum is the source of this 2070-nucleotide messenger RNA. The record is from the annotation of a GenBank genome assembly. NCBI's taxonomy places the organism in Eukaryota, Dinophyceae, Prorocentrales, Prorocentraceae.